AUGGGUGCUAUUGAAUGCAGUACUCUUGACUAUACUGACAAAGAGAAGAAGGAUAAGGCAGCAAAUUUGCGAUGGGGAGCGUUAAUACUCGACGGUAUUAAGUAUCUUGAAAAAGAAUGCGAGGCUCAUUUUGAAGAGUCUGAGAGACAGGAACUUCGUUGCUAUAAAGAAAUUCUUGGGCACAAGAAUGCAGAGGACACAGAAAACUCUGGAAAAUCUGGGAAGGCCACCGCUCUUCCUUCAUUAUUGCGUGCAGCAGCCUUUCUGAGAACGAAGCUAGUCAAUUGCCACCGACUCCCAGACUGGCUGGAACUGCAGUUCAGCGAUCUCUAUGAUGAAUAUAUUGGGCAGGACAAAGAAAAUGGGCAGACCAAAGAAAAUGCAGUUCUUGAUAGUAUCAGGGAGCUGUACAAAGCGGGUGCAAGGAUCAUAACAACAAACUAUGACGACGUUUUAAGCCGCCACUGCAAGACUGGGACAAUCAUACUAAAUGACGAGAAUACCUUACGUCGAUUUUUCGCCAAAACAGAUCCGCUAAGAGGGAUUCUGCAUGUCCAUGGACUGUGGAGUGAUCCGGCGGUUACUGUCCUUGACCCCGGCGAUUAUAACAGGGUCGCAUCACACUCGUUUCUGCAGCCGGCUCUUCGGUCUUGCUUUAAUGGUCCCGAGGUGCUUCUAUUUGUGGGAGCUGAAGGAGGGCUCAAUGAUCCAAAUUUUGGCCAUCUCCUAGACUGGGCUGAUAAGGAGCUGGAAAAUCUAACAAAACGACAUUAUAUCUUUAUGAGGAAUGGUGAAAAGAACGUGAAGCUGUCCCUCAAGGAGGUGAGAUAUGGUAAAGACUAUGAUGACCUCCCCGCAUUCCUUAAAAAGAUUGUCAUAGACAGCCGAGGCACAAAUGCUGUGAUUAGUUCACCUGGCAGUCUUAGUGCUGAAAGUUGUAUGCUCACCUCGGCUUUUAAGGGAGAAAACGAGGAAACACUUCGGUUGGUCAAUAGUGGCGCGAACAUGAAUGCCAAAGAUAUGUAUGGGUGCACAGCUCUGCACAUGGCUGCUUAUAGAGGGGAUGAAACGCUUGCUCGACAGUUAAUUGCUGCUGGAGCUGCCAAAGACAUCCGGGAUUUGAUGAACGAGACACCGGCGGAAAUGGCGGAGCGGCUGAACAAAAACGAGGUGGCUAAAAUUAUCAAAGGAACUCAAAUGGGGAGCCGCGAAAUUAAGGUGCAUUAG
This is a messenger RNA of Penicillium samsonianum, 1227 nucleotides long. RefSeq lists its product as uncharacterized. The transcript has 2 exons. NCBI's taxonomy places the organism in Eukaryota, Fungi, Ascomycota, Eurotiomycetes, Eurotiales, Aspergillaceae. The record is from RefSeq and is a predicted model, not a curated record. Gene Ontology annotation, molecular function: protein binding. The coding region runs from base 1 to 1227 and encodes 408 amino acids.